UUUACUCCAUUUUAAAUAAAGGUAAUAUUUAAGAAACAUCAUCCAUCACAAAGAAAGUACUUUAUUUUGAAAAAUUGCAGCUUUCCUUAAUAUGCGUCAUGAAAAAGUAUAUAAACAAACAAAAAUCACAAUGAUGCCAUUUGAUAUACGUACAUCAAAGAUUAUUUAGGCAAUGUGUGUUUAUUUUCAUUAAAAAAAUUAAAUUAAAUCUACUUAGGUACAUACAUAUAUCUAUCUUUUGUUUAAGUAUUCUAUUGAUAUAUUUAUUUUAAAUUUUAGAUGCCAAACGGUAAGAAAUUGAUUAAUAAAAUAAUGAUACAUAAAUAUUAAUGAUAAUCUAAAAAUUGAAGAAACCGAAGCAAACUCAUCUGUAAUUGUAACAGAAAACGAGACGGGACCACCAACGGAGGUAACGUAUCAUCAAUAAUUAUAAAUAUUUAUAUAGUGAAAUCAACACCUAACUACCAAUAAAUGAUAUUUAAAAUUUUUAAUUUAUUCCAAAGACAAACUGGUAAUACUUAAACACGUAAAAUAUACCAAAAAGUAUAAAACUAGACUUAACCUUUACAAAUUGAGAAUCAUAAAAUUAAAAAAAAAUUUUUUUACAACUUGUAACUCCUUUAUUAUUACAACCACAGUAAUUUAUGUCAAAUAUUUUAAACUUUUUAACGUAUUUCUUCUUAUCAUUAAAAUAUCAACUGUCACCAUUUUAUACAAAUAGAAAACUUUAAUUGAUUGUAAUGUCCUUAAUUUCAUAGUAUUGGUAAUUAGUGUUGACCAUUAUUUAAUUUGUUUUUUAUAAAAUACAUACGCAUACACAGGAUGUUCCAUAAAAAAAUUACUUUUAUCAUAUAUCUUAAUAUCGCAAGACACAAUUAACAAUAAUACCAAUUUCACUUCAACCACAUUGUUUAUAUAAAUAUAAAAUAUGUGACAAUAUUCAGAAAAUGCCACAUUGCCAAUUAAUUCUAUAAAACAAUACAAAUUUAAAGUUAUACAUAUUCUAAGAUCUUCAUACCCAAUAUUAGUAUUUCACUGAGUUUAAAAACUUAUUAUAAAACUUCAACUCUCAACAUGAGAAAUUAGAAACAAAAAAUUUUCGAUGCUUUCAUUUUUUCAAUUUUAAUUCUUUGUCAUGCAACUUUUAUUUUACACAUAAACACAAUGUUAUAUAUUUAUAAUAAUAUACUAUUUCCAUUUAAUUUUUAGGUUGAAGAAGAACAAGUUAACGAAAGUCAACACGAAUCUGAACGAACGGAAACCGAUGCGGUGGAGUCGCGAGGUCAGAUGCAAAACGAAACCGCAGCAAACACGGCAACUGUCGCCGACGACGGCGACAACAACACCAGGCAAACAACGGAGAUUGAAGAAGAACAAGUUAACGAACCUCAAACUCACGACCAAUCCCAAGAAACGGAAUCCGAUGAUGUGGAGUCGCGGGGUCAGAAACGAAAACAAAGAGCAUGGGAAGAGAGGAAAUUUUAAUGGAAGAAGAGGCAGAGGAAGAGGAGGAAAAAAUAAUUUUAGAGGUGGCCGUGGCGUUCAAAACUAUUAUGAUAAUAGAACUUAUAACUUUUAUUAGUUAACUAUUUAAGUUAAUUACCUUCAAUAAUACCUAUUUAUAGAAUAUAUAACUAAAUAUUUA
Molecule: messenger RNA, 1645 nt
Organism: Photinus pyralis (common eastern firefly)
Lineage: Eukaryota; Metazoa; Arthropoda; Insecta; Coleoptera; Lampyridae
Exons: 9
Coding region: 1265-1582 (105 amino acids)
Source: RefSeq, a predicted model, not a curated record